AGACAACGGGUAAAUUUGUCGCUUGAGGCACGGAGGGCAUGUCUAGAGUCUGGAUCACAUCUAUUUUCUAGCGCCUUCCCGUUCAAGAAGGCGUGCCUGAUGGAGCGGUCCGCUCCGUGAGGAGUACUCUCGGGUAACCACACACACACACCUGUUCAACUGAGGCACAGUCGGUCACCGGACCGAGAGAUGCGUCCCAAGAUGUCGGUGACCCGGAAUCAUCACUGGAGUGACAUUCCGGAUCCAAAGAGGUUGAGGUGGACGGGGGGAGAAGGCAGGGAGGGCCUUGGGGGAAGGGAUAGGCUUCAAAAGGGCCAGUUGUUCGUACAGUGCACGGCUUUCAGCAUUCUCAUCGAUCUUUCCCCAAGAAUUUGAUGUGGAAGCCGACCAUGGCAUUGCAAUUGAUGGUUCAGCAUUUGGGUAGAGUUGGCCUACUCUUACCACUAUUCGCGUCCUUAGCGUUUGCCUCCACACCGGGAAUUACCUGUCGGUACUUUGGACUUGCGAGGGACGGCGAUACUUGCUCAAUUCUUUCGCAGAGGUAUCGCAUUAGCGAUCGUGACCUUGUCGACUGGAAUGCGGACCGGUUGACAUGGGAAAACUGCGAUUUGAUACCAGGAACAGAGUAUUGCGUCGCGUCAGACAGGAUACCAGUUUCGACGGACGGACUGUGCGGUUACGCGUCUUCGGUGCGAGCGAAAUGUGAGACAUCGAAAUUUGGUGAAUGUUGUAGUGCUGCCGGAUAUUGCGGAGAUUCUAUGGACCAUUGUGGGAUCGGCAAUUGUCAAUCUGGUGCCUGUGUAGGCGCUGGCAGCUAUAGCUAUGACGGGCUUUGCGGACCCUUGAACGGGAAGAUAUGCGGCGGCGCUUGGGGGGUCUGCUGCAGUAGGUCUGGCUUCUGCGGCUCCUCGACAGAUCAUUGUGGCGCCGGCUGUUAUUCUGGAAACUGCACCAUAUCCACAACAGCCCUGAACACAGCUUCAUCAACGACCACGGAGGCCACUGCACCGACCUCCAGUCAACCAACGAAUAGUCCGUCGCCAUCGAAUACCACAACUGACGGCCAAUGUGCCACAAAUGGCAAGGCUUGCAAUGGUUCAUCAUUUGGCGAUUGUUGCAGUAGCUCGGGAUAUUGCGGAAAUAGCGACGCAUACUGUGGAUCGGGAUGCAACCCUAGCUAUGGAAAGUGCAACAAACCGACGAAUAUCUCCCCGGACGGCACAUGUGGGGCUAUAAGGGAAUACUCGUGUACCAACAGCAACUUUGGCACUUGUUGCAGUUCCUCUGGCUACUGCGGAAGUGCAGCUGCCCAUUGUGGUCAAGGAUGUCAGCCUAAGUAUGGGAAGUGCAUUACAGGGCAGAUCCCUUCAAAUAACGGAGAGUGCGGAACGAGUCGUGGCAACUAUACCUGCGCAGGUGGUCCCUUUGAUGGGACGUGUUGCAGCAUUGCCGGAUACUGUGGUUCCACUGUUGCGCACUGCGCAGUUGGUUGCCAAGGCGAUUUUGGAAAGUGCACGUAGGACCGAGGGGUAAAAAAGUACUAAGCGCGGUGGAGAUGUAUUCAGAAGUUUAUACAUCUGGGGGGUGUCCGUUACGGUCUUCCACUGA
Molecule: messenger RNA, 1608 nt
Organism: Westerdykella ornata
Lineage: Eukaryota; Fungi; Ascomycota; Dothideomycetes; Pleosporales; Sporormiaceae
Exons: 9
Coding region: 375-1520 (381 amino acids)
Molecular function (GO): chitin binding
Source: RefSeq, a predicted model, not a curated record